Messenger RNA from Rubroshorea leprosula, 2865 nucleotides. Lineage: Eukaryota; Viridiplantae; Streptophyta; Magnoliopsida; Malvales; Dipterocarpaceae. The record is from the annotation of a GenBank genome assembly.
GGCUUGUUUUCUUUCUUUCAUCUUCAUUUUUCAUUCCAUUCUUCCCUCUCUUUUUCUGUGUCUCUACUUUGUGGACUCAUUAGUCAUUUUUUUUUGUUUUCUAUUAUUGAAUUCUUUCCUUUCUUGAGAGAGACAAAUCUUGCUUUCUAGUGAGAUAAAAAAAGGAAAAACCCACAUCAAGUUCACAUAAUGCUCUGGAUUGGUUUUGAAGCCAUAUCCAAAUCUUUGUUCUUUGGAUUGCUCUGACUGAUACUGGAGUUGAUCAGAUGUGUAGUAUGUGUCAUCAUUGUGGUGCUGAUCCUGCCAAGUCUAAAAUGGACGAGGCAAAACAGGCAAAUGAAAAUUAUGCAAAUUUAAGUAAUGGAGGCUCCCUUUUGUCCUGUAAAGUUUGUUUGGAGAAGCUUGCAGGGCAACCAGUAAAACAGGAUGGUACAAGUCCAUAUUGUAAACCAAUGAUGAGUCCAACUACGUCCUUGUCAAGCAGUGAUUGUUCAUACUCAGGCUGUAGUGAUUUUGCUGUUGAUAUAAACUCCUCUGAUAGGCCUAAUGGUUGGUUGCAGAGGCUGAGCUUAGAAGAUUCAAUGGAUGGAGUUGGUAGACAAAAUAGAGUGGCAGAAAACAGCUUGAAGGAUGGUAAAAUGAGGAAUGAUGAUGUUGAGAUAGUUCAAUCUAGUAAUGAUCAAGAAGCAAAAGAUGUUGAAGACACGAGUAGGUCCUCUGAUGAAGAGACUGAGAUUUCUGUAUCUAAUGAUUGUGAAAUGGAUGGUCAUAUUUGGGAACCACCAGAACCUGAAGAUCCAGUGGAUGACUUUGAGCAUACUGUGGCUUAUGAUGAUGAUGAAGAGGAUGAGAGGGAGUGGGGCAGGCCAAACUCUUUGAGUCAUAACAAGGAUGAGGGCAGUGAGAGAUACAAGUUUAAAGAGGACAAACAAAGAGCAAUAGAAGAAAUAACAAAUGGGAAAUUCAAAGAUACUGUGAAUCAGCUUCUAAAAUCUGUGGGUGUUGCCAUUUCUGUGAAGGAUGAUGAAAGUUGGGUGGAUAUUAUUACUUCCUUAUCAUGGCAAGCUGCUUCGUUUCUGAGGCCUAAUUCCAAUGAUGGCAGGACAUUUGGUCCAGUUGGCUAUGUCAAAGUGAAAUGCAUUGCAACUGGUUCUCGCAGCCAAAGUCAAUUAAUUAAAGGGUUGGUCUUCAAAAAGCGUGCAGCUCACAAGCACAUGUCAACUCAGUACAAGAACCCCAGGUUGUUACUAAUCCAAGGAGUGUUGGGUCAGUCUUCUAAUGGUUUGUCAUCGUUUGAUUCUAUGCAUCAGGAAAAGGGUCAUCUGAAGACUCUUAUUGAGAUGAUAGACAUGUUGCAUCCAGAUGUGGUCUUGGUGGAGAAAACUGUUUCACGUGAUGUCCAAGAGUCUUUUCUAGCCAAAGGAAUCACAUUGGUCUUUGAUAUGAAGCUUCAUCGUCUGGAGAGAGUUGCUCGCUGUACUGGUUCACCAAUCAUAUCUUCUGAGAUUUUGAUGAAUCAGAAGUUACAAUCGACUGACUUGUUUAAGCAAUGUCACUCCUUUCAUAUUGAAAAGUUUGUGGAGGAACAUGCUGCUCUUGGUGAAGGGGGAAAGUGCCUAAGUAAAACAUUGAUGUUCUUGGAGGGCUUGUCGACGCAUUUGGGCUGCACUAUUUUGCUGAAAGGAAGUCAUUCUGAUGAACUAAAGAGGGUUAAGUCUGUGGUGCAAUAUGCAGUUAUAAUGGCAUAUCAUUUAAUCCUUGAAACUUCUUUUCUUUUAGAUCAGAGAGCAAUGUUCUCUACCAUUCCUUUCACGCAGGUGGCAGAUGGUAUGCCUGUGUUUCAACAAUCUCAUUCCUUAGAAACUGCUAGAUUAAGUAGUUCUGUUGAUGACCAUACUGCAACUAUGACUGAGUUGUAUACCACUGAUAUUUCCAUUUCCAAUGGGUACCAUGAAGGUGAUUCCGACCCAAAUUCAGAUAUGGAAGGUGAUAAAAUUGGGAACAGGGGAUUAGAUUACAGCCCAGCAAUUUCUUUUGAGCCAUAUAAUCAUGCUAUCCUUUCUGGGCUAUCCACUUCUUCAGCUGCUCUUAAAAAGAUUGCAGAAACAGUUCCAGUAUUGGAAAAUUCUGAGGUGUUAGAUUGUGAUGUAGAGGCUAAUGGAAGUUCUGCUGAAAACAAAUGUGUUGAAGAUGGAGAAGCUUCUCUGUCAGCUUCCUAUGAAGACCCAGUAAGGGACAUAGACAAUCUUUGUAACAAUGACAAAGUGCAGAGCAAGGAUGACAUCAAUAUGGUGCCAGAGUCACUGAGUAUUUUGGUUCUCAUGUCUAGUCGAAAUGGUUUAAGAGGAACUAUUUGUGAGCAGAGCCACUUUUCUCACAUUGUGUUCUAUAAGAAUUUUGAUGUUCCUCUAGGGAUGUUCCUCCGAGAUAAUUUACUCAAUCAGAAAAGGCAGUGUGGCACGUGUGGUGAAUUGCCUGAUGCACAUUUUUUCUAUUAUGCACAUCAUAAUAAGCAGCUGACAAUACAAGUUAAAUGGCUUCCUAAUGAAAAGCAGCUUCCUGGAGAGGCUGAUGGGAAACUUUGGAUGUGGAGUCGCUGUGGUAAGUGUAAAACUGGGAAUGGAAUAUCAAAAUCUACUAAGAGGGUGCUAAUUUCAACUGCCACCCGUGGUCUUUCAUUUGGAAAGUUCUUAGAGCUUGGCUUUUCUGACCACUCUUUAUCUGGUAGAUUAGCCAGUUGUGGUCAUUCUCUGCUUAGGGACUUCCUCUACUUUUUUGGGUUUUAUAUUUCCUUUGUGAACUCCUCUUGACCCUUCAAAAGAAUGACAUCUUAAUUCUGGUGUCUGAUCUUCAUGAGCAGGUUGG